AUCCGCAGCCAGCGCAGAUACAUUUGUGGCUCCGCCGAGGUUUCAGUUAGAGUGUUUGAAUUUGAAUUCGAGUGUCCGCGUCUCGUCGGUUCAGUGUGAUCUAACAUCCAGUAGCAACGUCUAGAAACCCACCAACAACAUGCAAUUCCUGCUAGUGGUGGCCACAUUGGCAAUUUGUGGUGUUGUCAGCGGACAACAGGGCGUGGAUCCCGCCUACUUGAGGCAGUACUACCAACAAUUGCAGCACCAGCAGCAGCAGCAACAGGCUCAGCCCAACGAUGCCACGCCCAUUUUUGAACAGAACUCAGAACAAACGCAGCAGUAUGUCAACUCUGGCCAGCAAAUCAGGAUCAAGGAUACGGUGGCCGAGCAGAUUCGUUCCCAGCAGCAGCAGCAGGGAUACGUGGCACCGGCCCUCAGGGACUAUCAGCAAUACCAAGCCCAGCCGCAGCAGUCGUCCUACCGUCCACCUGCCCAAGCUGCUCCUCAGCCACCCCGCCGGAUUCAGCAGCCCUCUUACCAGGCUCCUUCCACUUCGAUCCUCGGCAAAGGACAGCACAAGUUGUCGCUACAGCAGCAGCAGCCCGAGGAGGAGGAAUACGAUGACCAAAACUCCUCCUACCAGUUCGGAUUCGAUGUGAAAGACGACGAGUUCACCAACUAUCAGAACCGCAAGGAGAUCCGCGAUGGUUCCGUGAUCAAGGGCAGUUACUCUGUGGUGGAUUCCGAUGGCUUCAUUCGCACCGUCAAGUACACGGCUGAUCCCAAGGAGGGUUUCAAGGCUGAGGUCAUCCGUGAGCCUACCGAUAUCGUGGUGAAGAUUCCCACUCCCCCGCCUGCGACACAGUUGCUCCGCGCUGGUGGCCACAAGUCCCAGCAGGAAUAUAGCUCGGGCCCUAGCAAGCAGCAGUAUCAGCAUCAGCACCAACAGCAGCAGCAGCCGCAGUACCACCAGUACCAGUGAGGGGAUUCGAUCGGACCAGAUCGGAGACUCUUUUCGAAACACUCUUGAAAGUUCCGCAAGUCCAUGUAGUUUGUAAAUAUGCCGAGACUCGAUUGGCACGAGAUUAUAACAUUAUUCUAUUUUAUGUCAUUCAUUUAGGUUCGACUUUCAUGUUUAGAAUAUUAAAUUAAAAAUUUCGAAAAACUUA
This is a messenger RNA of Drosophila eugracilis, 1151 nucleotides long. RefSeq names its product alpha-protein kinase 1 (gene Cpr66D). Lineage: Eukaryota; Metazoa; Arthropoda; Insecta; Diptera; Drosophilidae. Gene Ontology annotation, cellular component: extracellular matrix. Bases 140 to 964 code for a protein of 274 amino acids. The record is from RefSeq and is a predicted model, not a curated record. The transcript is spliced from 3 exons.